UCUGCGUCCAGGUUUCUCGGCAGGUUCUUGGCGGCUCCUCUGGUGCUGGCCGCGGUGCGGCCGAAGGCUGUCCGAGGUAGGCUCCUCUCGGCUCUCUCAUGGAGAAGGCGGCGCUCACUGCAGUCCCGGAUGCACGAACUUCCCGCGGGACGUCGCCGGAGACGGUGGCUGUGUGCGCGCAGGAGCGAGCUGCCUGCGUGGGGGUCUGAGCGGGCACACGGGUCGCGUCCCGGAGGGAGCCGCGUCGCUCGCCCGCCCGCGACGGCCCUAAGGGUGGAACUACUCUGCCGUGGUUAAAUACUUUAAAUGGGAAUAAAGGAUAGCAUUUCCAAGAAAAUGAGAAUGAAUAAAUCAUCUCUGUUUUUUAAAAGAAAGACCAUAUUAAACUUACAUGUUUGAGGCCUGCAUCAUCCUGUCUCCAGUACAAGCAGUUUCUCUGGUGAUCAAUGUCACUCACAGGAACUUAAGUAACUAACGAAAUGAGCCUGGGGCGUGGAAAAUAUGACUUUUAUAUUGGUCUGGGAUUGGCUAUGACCUCCAGCAUUUUCAUUGGAGGGAGUUUCAUUUUGAAAAAAAAAGGCCUUCUGCGACUUGCCAGAAAAGGCUCCAUGAGAGCAGGUCAAGGAGGACAUGCAUAUCUUAAAGAAUGGUUGUGGUGGGCUGGACUGCUGUCAAUGGGAGCUGGUGAAGUGGCCAAUUUUGCUGCAUAUGCAUUUGCUCCGGCCACACUAGUAACUCCACUAGGUGCGCUCAGCGUCCUCGUAAGUGCCAUUCUGUCUUCAUACUUCCUAAAUGAAAGACUUAAUCUUCAUGGGAAAAUUGGGUGUUUGCUAAGUAUUCUAGGGUCUACAGUUAUGGUCAUUCAUGCUCCAAAGGAAGAAGAGAUUGAGACCUUAAAUGAAAUGUCUCAUAAGUUAGGUGAUCCAGGUUUUGUGGUCUUUGCAACAUUUGUGGUCAUUGUGGCCUUGAUAUUCAUCUUUGUGGUGGGACCUCGACAUGGACAGACAAACAUUCUUGUGUAUAUAACAAUCUGCUCUGUGAUUGGAGCAUUUUCAGUCUCCUGUGUGAAGGGUUUGGGUAUCGCCAUAAAAGAGUUGUUGGCUGGAAAGCCUGUUCUGCGGCAUCCUCUUGCCUGGAUUCUGCUGCUUAGCCUUGUGGUCUGUGUGAGCACACAAAUUAAUUACCUAAACCGGGCUCUGGACAUUUUCAACACUUCCAUUGUGACUCCAAUAUAUUAUGUGUUCUUUACAACUUCAGUUUUGACUUGUUCAGCUAUUCUUUUUAAAGAAUGGCAAGAUAUGCCUGUUGAUGAUGUCAUUGGGACUUUGAGUGGCUUCUUCACAAUCAUUGUGGGGAUAUUUUUGUUGCAUGCCUUUAAAGAUGUCAGUUUUAGUCUAGCAAGUCUGCCGGUAUCUUUUCGAAAAGAUGAAAAGGCAAUGAAUGGCAAUCUUUCUAAUAUGUAUGAAGUUCUUAAUAAUAAUGAAGAAGACUUACCCUGUGGAAUCGAACACACUGGUGAAAAUAUCUCCCGUAGAAAUGGAAAUCUGACAUCUUUUUAAGGAUAUGUUUGAAAAGUUAAACCUAUAAUUCUGUUAUAAAGUGAUUUUUGAGUAUCAGAAUGUAUCUGAAAAAAAUUAUCCUUAAAUAAUGUCCUCUAAAGACAAUCUUUUUUUAAGUUUUCACUAAUUUGGAUCAAGAAAUUACUUUUCUUAUAUUUAAACAAUGGUAGCUCACUAAUAUGACCUCAGUACAUGGCUAAUUUCUAAUAACAUUGUAUUAUUGUAAAGAUAUUUUACAUUUUUAUUCAUUCUCCAGAAAUUUAAAUGCACUAAUGACAAGUUUUAAGCAUAUAGAAAUGUUUUAUUUUUUCCAUUGGUGAUGAACAUUAAAAUGUACAUUUGUGAUCCCCACUUCAUCAGUACCUCAUCAUACUAAGGCUUUUUGAUUAUGAAGAUAUAUGUGUGUGAUUCCAAGAAAAUAAUUCUCAGGUGGUGAUUGGUCACCCAAACAUCUGGUUUCCCACACACAUCUGCUGGCCUCCUUUUGGAAAAACCCACUGUGCUAUCAGUCAGUACUUGCUGUUUCCAUAGUGAAUGGAUCUCUGUCAUCUUUUGUGAGCUCUUGGACCUUUCAGUGUGUGUUCAGAAUGGAUUAGAUUGUCAUUCAGCCCUUAACAACUCUGGGAUGUCAACAGAAAUUCUUGUGGCUUCUUAAAUUUAGAAACUCAUUCUUGCAUAAAAUGACAAAUUGGAACAAAGUCUUUAUUCUGAUUCUAAAUGCUUAGAUUUAAAAUGUUUGUAAAAUAGGUCUCUUUGAACCAAGUGAUUUAUUUUGCUUCAGAGUUUGUAUUUUGGUUGUUUUUUUAGAAACUGUGAAAAAAUGUUUAUAGAAAAAUGGAAAAAGGUUAGGCCAAUGUAAAGAACAUUUUCCAACUUCAGACCUGCCCAUUUCAAAGUCAUGUAUUAGCUUAAAAAAAUCACCCCCCUCCAUCCUACCCCUCUCUGACAGGAAGAACUAAGCUUUGGGCAUAUGCCUGCUACCUGUUCCUGCCCAUGGUUGUAGAGUGGCUUAGUACUGGUUUUGUGUUCUAUUAAUUGGCACUGUUAAGGACUCUUGCCUUUUUUUCCUCUGACUGCCUCCCUUUUUGGGCCAUACUCUGUAUCACUCACAGGACCUUGUAUAUUCUACAUAAGUGUUCUAAAAUUGAGUCUUCUUAUAUAACUUAAAUGCCGAGAGACUAGGUUUCCCCCUCACAGAUAUGAUUUAUGUCUGUUUUAUGUACUGUAUCUGUCUUAUUUUGCACAUAAAAAAAAGCCAAUGUUCAUUCCCUUGGGGGUGAAAAGUUUCCUCAUUGAGAAUGUGUGUGUUGUAAGUACACUUUAUACGUACGUAAUCUUGUACGGAAGCAUUUUAUUUGGCCUAUCACUUGGUAAUAUAAUUGUUAACUUUUAAAAUCUACACUUCAUAGGGUCAGUACAGAUGCCAGUAUGACUAUUCAUAUCAACAAAAAUAUUUUAGGUAACUUUUUGAUAAAUAGGCUUGUUUAAAAUGUAACUCAGGUUUACAGUACAGCUGAAUAGUACCUGUGUUUUAUUUUCUGUGUAAAAUAAAGCUCAAAGCUUUUGGACUUUGGUGUUUUCCA
Grammomys surdaster is the source of this 3142-nucleotide messenger RNA. RefSeq names its product NIPA magnesium transporter 2 (gene Nipa2). Gene Ontology annotation, biological process: magnesium ion transport. The coding region runs from base 480 to 1559 and encodes 359 amino acids. The transcript has 7 exons. Lineage: Eukaryota; Metazoa; Chordata; Mammalia; Rodentia; Muridae. Gene Ontology annotation, molecular function: magnesium ion transmembrane transporter activity. The record is from RefSeq and is a predicted model, not a curated record. Gene Ontology annotation, cellular component: membrane.